Onychostruthus taczanowskii (white-rumped snowfinch) is the source of this 648-nucleotide messenger RNA. It is a transcript of the gene KCNMB4, whose product is annotated as potassium calcium-activated channel subfamily M regulatory beta subunit 4. Gene Ontology annotation, cellular component: voltage-gated potassium channel complex; membrane. NCBI's taxonomy places the organism in Eukaryota, Metazoa, Chordata, Aves, Passeriformes, Passeridae. The transcript has 3 exons. The record is from RefSeq and is a predicted model, not a curated record. Bases 13 to 648 code for a protein of 211 amino acids. Gene Ontology annotation, molecular function: potassium channel regulator activity; calcium-activated potassium channel activity. Gene Ontology annotation, biological process: potassium ion transport; detection of calcium ion.
GGCAGCCGGGCGAUGGCGAGGAGCCGGGCGGCGUACGAGUACACGGAGGCGGAGGACAAGAGCAUGCGGCUGGGUUUCCUCCUCAUCGCCGCCGGCUUGCUCUCCCUCUUGGGUUUGGGUUGUUGCUGGCUUCGCCCGGCGCUGCAGGAGCGGGGCGGCGGCGGCUCCGCCAACUGCACGGUGCUGGCCGUGCGGCAGCUGGGGGAGCGCUUCGCCUGCACCUUCUCCUGCGGGGCCGCCUGCCGCGGCACCGCCCGCUACCCCUGCCUCCAGGUGCUGGUCCGCACCUCCCGCUCCUCCGCACCCGCCCUGCUCCAUGAGGACGAGCGGCAGCUGCGCACCAACCCCAAGUGCUCAUACAUCCCUCCCUGUGCAAGAGACGAUCAGGAGAACUCUGAGAACGUCACGUACAAGCAGAAAUACUGGAAAGAGAAAGUGGGUUCUCAACCAUUUACGUGCUAUUUUAACCAGCACUUGAGGCCGGACGAUGUGAUGCUGAAGCGCACCCACGAUGAGACUGUUCUCUUGCACUGCUUCCUCUGGCCCAUGGUGACUUUCCUGGUUGGAGUCCUCAUCGUGGUCCUGACCAUCUGCGCCAAGAGCUUGGCUAUCAGGGCAGAGGCAAUAAAAAAGAAGAAGCAUUUGUGA